Molecule: messenger RNA, 1506 nt
Organism: Scylla paramamosain (green mud crab)
Lineage: Eukaryota; Metazoa; Arthropoda; Malacostraca; Decapoda; Portunidae
Product: E3 ubiquitin-protein ligase NEDD4-like
Exons: 9
Coding region: 1013-1468 (151 amino acids)
Biological process (GO): protein polyubiquitination
Molecular function (GO): ubiquitin protein ligase activity
Source: RefSeq, a predicted model, not a curated record
UAUGGCGGACGUGACGUCAUCAGCCGCCUUCAUCCGGGGACCGAGACCCUGGACCUUCCCUCCUCCCAGUGCCCUUCCAUCAGUAUUUAGUGUUAUUUCCUAUAUUUUCCAGCUGUUUUCAUGCAUAGAGAAGAAUAGAAAGAGGAGGAAAGAAGGAGAAAUGAAGAAGGAGGAGGAAGAAGAGGGAAGGGAAGGAGGAAGAGGAGAAGGAAAAGAAGAAAUAUUAAGAAAAGAUUUUCACUGAAUUUCCAGCGUUUUAAAGAGCAACGGCAACCCUCCAAUCCGGCAAGCAGUUGGCGGCAGCGAUGGCGGUGGCGGCAGCAGUGGUGGCGAGGCGGACGGCAGGGACAGAGGGGCAGUACAGGGUGCGGACAUCAAGGAGAAGAGGAACGCACGGACAAGCAAGGUGUUAUUCGGCAGUCUGAUCCUGGACCUGGUCGGCUUCAUGGCGGUGGUGCCUCUGUGUCCUGCUCUCCUUGACUGUUACUCCAAGCACAACACCAGCGGCUUGUAUUCCUCUCAGCUCUCCUGUGUGACUUAUUACCAACAUAUCAUCGGUUUCGCUGCGAGGUUCCAUUCUGUCUUGUUUGGCACUGAUUGGCGUGACAUUCAGCAUAGGCUUCACCGUCGGGCACACUGUGGGGCCUGCGUUCUCCCGCUGGGGAAGUACUGGGUGGUUCGCGGCCUCGGCUGUCUACGCACGCACUCUCACUGUGGCUAACAUAAUAUUCUUUGCUGUCUUCUUCCAGGAAUUGCUGCCUGAGGGCCUAAUGAUGAUGAUUCCUGCUUUCAUCCUCAUCGGGGCUAACGAGACCAACCUGGGGCUGUACUCUGGACUGACGCUGUAUGCCAUAGAGACCGGCGUGCCCUUGUGUCUUCCCUGCGGCUGUUGUCCCUGGUCCACGGUCUGAACUUCCAAGCCGGCUGCCGAGUGGGGCGGUUGAACUGCGACGACUUUUACAUCCCAGAAAUUGCAGAGAAAAUUGAUAUUAGGAAUGAUUACUUGAACUGGAUGAACAGCAGGCUUCACCCGAUGUCCAGGAGGGAGAGUCCAAUCCUGUUCUGUGAGUAUCCAUUCUUGUUCGACCCUCAGGCCAAGAUGCUGCUGCUCAGGUGUGAUGCCACUCGGCAGGGCGAAUGUUUCCCAGACCACCCGGUCAUACGCACGUUCUGGGAAGUAUUUCACAAACUCUCCCUGGAGCAGAAGAAGUUGUUUUUGAAGUUCCUGACGGGCACUGACAGGGUUCCUAUUCUGGGCCUGAAGGCACUCAAGUUGAUGAUCCAAAGCACAGCAGACGACAGCUUCCUUCCGGUCGCACACACCUGCAUCACCCAGACUGUGGAACGUCUUCGCGUCCUCCGUCCCUCACAUCAGGGGGAUGGAUACCCAGGACGUGAAGUUAACAGCACACCACUGGAGGGGCUCGUUCCCAACCCUCCUGCUAACAAUAUUAACAUAAGUCCAUAAAGAAUGUAUAUAUAUGUAUAUAUAUCUUUAUAUUUAUA